AUGCAAUUAUUGAUUUAGAUAUGAAGAAGUAUCUGCAUUAAUGCUUAAUUAAUAGUUUACCUUGCCUAUAGGCACUUCAUUGCAGCAAAUGCAACGUCAACUUUUCAGUCUAUCAUAUCCAGUUACCCAGGGGAUCUGGUUCUUGUAUCAAUACAGUGUCCGAAUCCCGAUUUCAACAGACCACAAUACAGAUGGAGAAUGUUGCAGCGGUCAUUAGUUGAAGCAGUAGCUGAUAUGCUAGUGUUUGGUGGGAAGGUAUUUCUCCAGUCUGAUAUUGAAGCUGUGGCUGUGAGAAUGAAAGAUGAAUUCAUGGGGCAUGGCAAAGGAAAGCUCGCAGUUGUGGAGCAUUCAGGGCAAUGGCUGAAGGAAAAUCCAUUUGGAGUUGCAUCAGAUUGGGAAAAGCAUGUUCUGGAACGCGGUGACCCCAUGUAUAGGCUUUUACUCUUUAAACUGGGAAGCUGAAAUUGCUAUGCUCUCUACACAGUUAUACCUCACCUCUGGAGAAAAAGGGUGUAUGGCAGCAAAGUUUGAAUUAUGACUGGUCACAAGCAUGUAAGACGCUUGCAGUCGCCUUUCUGAAAGCCUUGGGAGCAUUGAUGAUCUGUAAGGCGCGAACCAUUUAUACAUUCUAUGACCAAGAAUCGGGAAAUCAAGCACUCCAUUCGCUGCCGAAUUCUACUUAUGAAUGUUUUGAUAUGUACCUAAUUCUGUACACACACCAUGAUAUGAGUUCAAAGAGUAACCUAUAAGAAAAGAUGGUAGGAAUACCCGGAACGUAGCUCUAUCUGAACUUACCUCCUUCCUAUCGGCUUCGGACCGAAGAUGGAUCUAGCAUUACGCAAUCUUUCUAAGAAAAAUCAUCGACUGACUGAGUGAAAGGACAAGGCAUUUUGGUUGGCUUGGUGGAACUUUGCCUAGCCUACCAAGUGGAUCAGGGAAUUCAUUGCCAAUGCCAUAGCCCAUAGCCAGAGAGACAAAGUAGAAAAUGCAGGGGGAAUUCAGAACUGCACAGAUAUUUGAGGUAUUUGUACUUGUGAAGUCUUGAGUGUAGCAAUUGGUCAAUAACAAUAUUGUGUUGCCUCUCUAGUCUCUACUCUUUUUUGCCCUUUAGACCCCAAUCACCAAUUACAUAAGCUAUGAGAUUGAGAUUUAUGGAGAAGAUAGAGAAACCUU
This is a messenger RNA of Cuscuta campestris, 1173 nucleotides long. Lineage: Eukaryota; Viridiplantae; Streptophyta; Magnoliopsida; Solanales; Convolvulaceae. The record is from the annotation of a GenBank genome assembly.